This is a messenger RNA of Macrosteles quadrilineatus (aster leafhopper), 1530 nucleotides long. RefSeq lists its product as uncharacterized. Bases 1 to 1530 code for a protein of 509 amino acids. The record is from RefSeq and is a predicted model, not a curated record. Gene Ontology annotation, biological process: DNA replication. Gene Ontology annotation, molecular function: DNA binding; nucleotide binding; DNA-directed DNA polymerase activity. The transcript has 3 exons. NCBI's taxonomy places the organism in Eukaryota, Metazoa, Arthropoda, Insecta, Hemiptera, Cicadellidae.
AUGUCAGUGAGGAAACAGUUUAAAAACGUCUGUGUAAUUGCACACAACGGACAAGGGUUUGACUUUCAGUUUAUACUUAGGUAUAUCCUCGAAGAAACAAAAUUCACACCAAACAUCAUCCCAAGAGGAACUAAAAUUAUUUUGAUGGAGGUGGCUAACGUUAGAUUUAUUGACUCACUUAGCUACUUCCCCAUGUCCUUAUCUGCCUUACCGAAAGCUUUUGACUUACCACCUGAAAAGAAGAAAGGUUACUUCCCACAUUUGUUCAAUACAGUGGCAAAUCAAAACUAUGUAGGCCCUAUGCCUGAUAAAAAGUACUAUUGCCCAGAAUCCAUGUUUGAGAAAUCCCACAACGACUUUGACAAAUGGUAUAGUGAGCAGAUUGCAAACAAGUAUGAAUUUAAUUUUAAAAAGGAAUUAUUAGAAUAUUGUAUGUCAGACGUUGACAUUUUAGCUCAAGCGUGUAUCAAAUUUAGAUCUUUACUACUUGAACAAUGUAAUGUUGAUCCAUUUCUUGAGUCAGUAACAAUUGCUAGCGCUUGCAAUCUAGCCUUUCGCCGUAACUUUCUAAAACCAAAUACAAUUGGUCUAAUCCCUAAAAAUGGUUACCGGUCUUCUACCCAAUCAGCUGUUGCACUACAGUGGCUUACCUGGGAAGAGGAAAGACGUGGGGUGACAAUUAAUCAUGCUGGACGUAGUAAAGAGGUUGUUAUAAAGGGAAUGAAAGUAGACGGUUUCGAUGGUAUAAACAUAUACGAGUUCCAUGGAUGUUACUGGCACGGGUGCCCUAAAUGCUUCCCCUAUAAUCGUGAUACCCCAUUAAAAGAGGACCCUUCUGAUUCACUUCAUCUCCGUUACGAGAGAACCAAAGCUAAAAUUGAAAAGCUCGGAGAUGUGGUACAGAUGUGGGAAUGUGAAUUCCAUAAGAUGAAAAAGGAUCAAAAACUUAACCAUCUAGACAAAUUGCCAAUUUUAAGUACACUUCCAUUAAAUCCUAGAGACGCAUUCUUUGGAGGUAGGACAGGAAACGCGAAAACCUACUACAAAUGUGGUCCGGGAGAAACCAUACAAUACGUCGAUAACAUGUACCAGGGGGAUUGUUUUCAUGAGAGUGAAGAUAGAGCAUUGGUUGGGACAUGGACAAUGGAUGAGAUUAGGAAGGCUGUAGAGAAAGGCUACAUUAUACAGGAUAUGUAUGAGCUGUGGGAGUAUGAGGUAGCCACAUAUGAAAAAGGAGGGCUAUUCACUGAGUUUAUUGAUAAAUUUUUAAAACUAAAACAGGAGGCAUCUGGAUACCCUGGGUGGUGUAAAACAGAUGAGGAUAAGAAACAGUACAUUGCAAAAUUUCUUGAGCGUGAAGGCGAAGCUUCUAAAAUCAUUGAAAUUGAUGAGCACAGAAUUAGACGAACAAAAUAUAGAGAUAUUGUAACAACAGAGGAGGUUAAACAGUUUAAGGUAACUGGUCCAAAGAGAAAGUACGAAGGAGAUCAUGACACUCUACCCUAUGGGUACAAAAGACAGAAGCAUUAA